This is a messenger RNA of Brassica oleracea var. oleracea, 667 nucleotides long. RefSeq names its product histone H3.v1-like. Bases 98 to 517 code for a protein of 139 amino acids. NCBI's taxonomy places the organism in Eukaryota, Viridiplantae, Streptophyta, Magnoliopsida, Brassicales, Brassicaceae. The transcript has 2 exons. The record is from RefSeq and is a predicted model, not a curated record.
CUCGACUAAACAUCUUCACUCACCAAAACAGCACAUACACUAUUACUUAUCUUCUCAUUUUCUUUAUAGUUUUCCUCUUUGCCUUUGUCAUUUCGAAAUGGCCAACGUUGAGGUUGAACAAGUGAUUGCUCCAGCAGCAGAGAACGUUGAGGUACCAACCAAGACAGUGGAGGAGCCAGUUGUGGUUACCGAACAGGCGGAAGAAGUCGUGGCCUCUGCUACUGCUCCAGCCGCCGUAACUGAACAAGAAUCCGAAGCACCAGUCGAAGAAACGAGCAAAGAAGUGGUUGUGGAAGAGGCAGAGAAAAAAGAUGAAGAAACUGAGAAGAAACCAGAGGAGCCAAAGAUAGAGGAGGAAGAAGAGAAGACAGAGACUCCGGUCGUUGUGGAGGAGGCAAAAACAGAAGAGAAGGAGGAGGUGACUGAAACUCCGGCGGUUGUGGAGGAGGAGAAGAAGGCUGAGGCAGAGGAAGUUGUGGCUGCUGAUGAAGUCGCCGCCGAGAAGACCAAGGAGUAAAGCGGAAGAAACUAUAUAUGACCUUUGGUCUCAUUUCGUUAUCUUAUUAAAAUAUUUUAUUUUAUCAACAUUUCAUAAGUUUCUAUCUUUAUUGUGUUUAUUAUGAUGAAAUCAGAUGUUUGGAUAAUUUGAUGGUUGCUAUAUUGCUUA